This is a messenger RNA of Calliphora vicina (urban bluebottle blowfly), 1802 nucleotides long. RefSeq lists its product as uncharacterized. The record is from RefSeq and is a predicted model, not a curated record. Gene Ontology annotation, molecular function: DNA binding. Lineage: Eukaryota; Metazoa; Arthropoda; Insecta; Diptera; Calliphoridae. The coding region runs from base 174 to 1784 and encodes 536 amino acids. The transcript has 2 exons.
AAAACCAAAACAAACGCGAAUAACUGAAACAAAAGGAAAUUAUGAAAAUUCAAUUAAUUGAAAAGAUAUCAAUCCUACAACUUGAGUUACUAUUAUUAAAUCAAGUGUGUAUUGAUCAAAUUAAAAUAAAGUGAAAACGUGAACUAAUUUUUAAUUACAGCCUGAACAAAAUUAUGGAACCUGGAAUCAAGUCGGAACCUUGUGAGACUUUAUAUAGUGGGCAGGAAAGCGAUAAUGGUGCAAGAUUACAAUAUUCCCAACAUUUGACUUCGCAAAUCAGUUUAAAGAGGCCCAACGAAGGAAUUGCUGAUAGCGCUGAUCAGAGAAGAACUAGAAACCAAACAAAUACCACUUAUUAUCCAGCAGUGGAUUUUCCUAAUGUGCCGCACCAAUUUUAUAAUCAAGAUAACACAAUGCUCGAGCCAAACCAAUCAACAAUGGCAGCGGAUGGAAGACCGUUAAAGAAAUACAAGAGAAUAGAAGAAAAUGUGUUGUUUAAUCCACCGUUUUUUAAAUUGGUCGAAAAAUUCUUAUCGCCCUCUCAAAAAGAGGCCAUUGGAGCACGCUGUUAUUCUUGUGGCAAAAUAGUCAAAGGCAAUCGGGGCAUUUCAUCAAAUUUUAUAAAACAUAUGAAACGUGCCCAUCCGGAAAUUAAUAAAAUAUAUGAAGACUUUAAGGCCCACAAAAUAAAACCCGGACACUUGCCAAAUCUAGUACAUGCUCUUGAAGCACAAAUGCUGAGUAGAAAUUUUGCUACGGCUGCCGAAAAUGGGGCAUCAGGUUCUGACAGCAAUGCUGCUUAUUCAAAUGAUGAUACAAAUCAAUUUUCUGAAGUUAAUAACACUUUAGAAAACAACACCAUGUGCUAUUCUUCAGAUGAAAAUGAGGAAUCUUUAAAUACAGCAAACGAAAAAAGCUAUAAAGAAUCACAGCAGCAAGAAGUAAAUAAUUUCGAAAAUCGACCGCUUGAAUUGUCCUCAAAUACUUUAGAAAUUUUUGGAAAGUUAAUUGAUGAAAAACUGCAACAUUUUGUUAAGCAAAAGGAAUAUAACCAGCUAAAUGAUAAAGUAGAUGAAUUAAUAAAACGCAAUCCAACAAAUAAUGCCAGUUCGGAGACAGCUCUAACGGAAUUGAAAACUGAAAUGGAUAAUUUAAAAAAAGAAUGCGCGGUAUUACGUUUAGCUGUACAACAGUCUCAGGCCAGUAAACGGCAGCUGCAGAAUGAACUACAGACGGUAGACAAACUAUUACACCAACGAAAGCUUAUUAUACGCAACAUACAAGUUUUUGAUUCAGAGCAACCCUUAAAAUCUGUCAAAAAACUAUUCACCGAAAAGUUAGAUUUACCCGAUAUAAAAAUUAUUAAUUGCAGUAUUAUACCGUCGCUAAAAACAUCCAAUGAUUCUAACAAAGAAUGCCUUUCGCUAGAAUUAGAUAGUCCGCAGGCUUGUAAAGCCAUAUUUCGUCAAGCGCAUAAAUUGAAAAAUACUGGUAUUUAUAUAGAGUCGGAAAUAUCACCGUUUCAGCGUAAACGUAAAAAUAAAUUAAUGGUUUUGCGUAAAGAGUUACUGAGGCGUAAACCAGAUCUCAAAGUUUUAGUACGCGAUAUAACGUUGGUGGUAAAUGGAAAAAAUUUCUAUUGGGAUGAUGUGGAAGGUUUAUGUCAUGAUGGUAAGCAUGAAGCCAUUGAAUUGAAUGGUGUUGAAUAUUUGAAUAUGCUCAGUGGAUUAGAUAUAAGUGAAUUUAUAAGUAUUUUACAGAAUUAUAAUAUACAAAUAAAUUAAAAUUUGAAAUUUAUUAAA